This is a messenger RNA of Fusarium oxysporum Fo47, 3567 nucleotides long. Its product is annotated as SNF2 family N-terminal domain-containing protein. NCBI's taxonomy places the organism in Eukaryota, Fungi, Ascomycota, Sordariomycetes, Hypocreales, Nectriaceae. The record is from RefSeq and is a predicted model, not a curated record. The transcript has 11 exons. The coding region runs from base 1 to 3378 and encodes 1125 amino acids. Gene Ontology annotation, molecular function: ATP-dependent chromatin remodeler activity; ATP binding.
AUGGAUCUUACAGCAUCGUCUAUCGCCAGCGCUAGCCAGCGGGUUAUAAAGAAAGAGGAAGACGAUUAUGAUGACGAAUGCGUUCUACCCUCUUCAAGCAAGCAUACAGCAAUGAAGGGUGGCCCGAAGCAGGCCAUCUGCAUCGAUUAUGAUGAUGACGACGACGACGGCGACGACGACGACGACGACGACGAGAGUAUUUCGGGGCCGUCUACCCAGCCCCAGAAAGCUCUAGGUAGUGACAGCCUAACUAUCGUCAAGGACGAAAGCGAUGAGGAUAAGAAGAGCUUCACGAUGAAAAGAUUGAAGUCUCAAAAUAAUCAGGCCGUUACAGUCGAAGAGUUCUGUGAUACGAUCGUUGCUAACCCGGAGCCCAAUGACGAAGAUACGGAUGAUGAGGACGGUCCAGAUUCCGCACAUGAAGAGGACUCAGAUUAUCACGAUUCAGACAAUUCAGAAGAUUCAGGCGACUCAGGCGACUCAGACGAUUCGGAAGCUCAAGAGAAGCAAGUCAAGUCGAAACAGGGUACUCGUGAUGCCUCAGCAGUCAAGAAGCUUAUCAGAAAAUGCGAAAUUCUAAGAAACGAUCUGUUCUACAGGCAGCAAAAAGGGGAAAAGUUGACCCCCAAGGAGCAGCAGAAAAUAGAGACACUUAACGCAAAGAUCACCAACGCGAAGAAAGCACUUGCUAUUGAUGCGAAGAACGCAAGAGAGUCCCCGGCUAAGACGGCUCGGGAGUACUGGCAGCGCUAUUUGAAACGGAAAGAGGAAAAAGAGGACAGAAAGCGCAAACGUGCUGGUGAUGAGACAACCGCGAACAAAUUUCAAAAGACAGCCAUUCAAGCUGGACCUUUUGGUGGAGUUGAGCACCCUUGUUUCUCGAGAGCAGCAGCCUUAUUUACCUCAAGCAGGCCAGAAGACAGCGAUGACGACAACACUAGACCGGCGAACAGGAUCAAGGCCACAACCCAUGAAGCUCAGAUAAAGCAGAUCAUGGCUGGUAUUCCUGAGGGAAACGACACUAGACACACGAAGACACAGAAGCGUGAUCUAAUCAAAGCUAAAAAGUGCUUCGGGUACAGAAUGAUCAAGGCUAUUGACGGGAAGUGGAAGCUCAAAGGGAUGGAAACCCCUUUGCACAACCAGCAGCUCGUGGGUGCUACCUGGAUGGCCAUGCGUGAAGCCAUGGGAUUACAUCCGGCUGGAGGUAUCCUAGCCGAUGAGAUGGGCCUAGGAAAGACGAUCACUGCUCUGGCAACAAUCAUUGGCCAUCCAGCAGAGCGAGAAGACAGAAUGGAGGGUUAUGGCAAGGCAACUCUGGUGAUUGCUGACAGUCCCCAUUCUGCCUCGAGGACGUGGAUGGAUCAAAUCAGUAAUCACACCUCGGAAAAGUUUGCCAACAAGUGCCUGGUCUACGCCAAGGAUAACAGGACCGCAAAGUGGUGGAGUACAAAGAAUGUGGUAAUCACCCACUUAAAUGCACUACGUGCACAGUUUCCCAGCAAGAAGGAAUACAAAAAGCUAAAGGCCCAAUGGGCAGGAGAUGAGGAUGGGUUUCAGCAAGCUCUCUCGAAGAAGCUCGGUCAACUCUUCAAAAUCAACUGGUAUCGAAUCAUUCUGGACGAGGCUCAUGGUAUCAAGAAUCAAUAUUCAAGUGUCUGGCGACUGAACGCCAAGUAUCGUUGGGCUCUGACUGGCACGCCCCUUGCCAACAGGCUGGAAGAGUUCUAUCCCUACUUAAAGUUCAUUGGUUGCAAAUUUGCAACUACAAUGAGAAGAUACCGGGCUGAGUACAUCAGGAGCGCAGCUGAAAAUUUCGAUCAAUUGGUGGCCCUUGUCAUGAUGAGACGCCAGCAGACUGAGAAAUUCCUGGGACACACCAUGGUACCCCUGCCAAAAAGCCAUCGCAGUGAUAUUUGGAUUCCGCUUUCAACCUGGGAGAAGAUCCAUUUGGAGGUCGUAGAUGGUGCAUACCAAGAAAAGCUUCUCAACGCCCAAAAUGACCACCAAGAGACUGUCGCAAACGAACAGCAGCAGGACGUCCAGGAGAGUGAAGAUUUACCCGACGACGAGAGUGAGGCCGAUUUCGAAGGUGACGAGAACAACGGCUCUAAGUCUCUAGACGCGUACAGAAUUCAGAGCCUGAGAUGCAUGAGGAUUCUGCAACUGACGUCUCACCCUCUCAACCUCGAAAAGUUCUAUCGAGAGGAAGACCAUGAGGCAUACAUUGACCUGACCCUCAAGAGACUGAAAUCAGAAAUCACUCAGUCGAGCAUUGAUGCAGACCAGAAGGCGCUGGUAGUGUCUCUGAAACCAGCCUAUUCUUCAGGGCUUCGACAGUUGGAGCUGGCAAUCAAGGACAAGUUUGGGGGUAGCAAGGAGAUGGCAGAGCUACUAGCCCUUUCAGCUAACGAAAAUACGGUCAAGGAUAUCACCUGUGCUUUCUGUCGCAAGAGAACCCCUCCUGCGAACCCCGUUCAGAGUUCGAACUGCGAGCAUAUCUACUGCAGAGACUGCAUUUCCAUUGCAACCAGUGGCGUAACCAAAGCCGGCCGCCCUCGUGUGCCUGUUCAAUGUCGGGCAUUGGGGUGCUCCCCCAAACUUGGAAUGGGACAUGAAAUCAAGACUCCGGCUUGUAUAGACGCGGCUGUGAAAGCUAUCAAGGGUUUCAAGGAACCUGGACGCGAUAGCAUUGGGACAAGAUGGACUGGGGGCCCAAAGGACAAGGCCUCGUUCUUUCGCGCCGUUUGUGGCCGCGAUGACAUCGACUAUGGUCCUGUAAAGAUGCCUCUGAGUUCCAAAGUCAAAGCCACUUUGGCAGUGAUGCUGACUUGGAUGAAAGAGGCCCCCGAUGACAAGACCAUCAUUUAUGUGCAGUGGACUAGAACUGCAAAGUCCCUUGGCUGUGUCCUCGAAAGUAUGGGAAUCAACUUCCUUUACUACAACAGAAUGGCGAACAAAAAACAAAAAGCUAGAGCAUUGGAUGAGUUCGCCAGUAACCCUGAAACCAAGAUUCUUGUGUCGUCAAUGAAGUGCGGUGGGCAAUCCCUGAAUCUCCAGAUGGCCAACCGCGUCAUCAUCGUUGACGAAUGGUGGAAUAAAGCCGUCGAGGAACAAGCGUUCAAAAGAGUCUACAGAACUGGCCAGUUGAAAGAGACCCACCUUGUUCGCAUUAUGGCGAAAGAUACCAUUGAUGAACGCGUCAUCAUGCUACAAGAUGCAAAGGAAGAGGUCAUCAGGGCCGCACUGCAGGAUGGGGAGAUGCAGCCACACUUCUCCAACUAUCUUCAGUACCAAAUGCUAUUCUCUGGAAAGGACAAGCAGACUCUGAUCGCCGAGAUGGAGAAGGAGACCCGUGCCAAACAGGCCAAGCAGUGAUUUUGACUGAGGAGAAACUGAAAAUGGGUGACGUUCCGGGAGAUAUUUUUGGUAAAGAAUAUUGCUGGCGAUCUAUGGAUGGCGCUUUGGGAUUGAGGACGGAGAUACUGCACGAAGAUUCAUGAUGCAGAUUGAGCAGAUAGGCCAUAUUCCCCAAUACCCCAGCUAGUACUCGACAACAGAUUGAUG